GCGGCGGAGAAGAGCACAUCAGUCGUCGACGGAGCAUCGCUAACCAAGCGAAGCUAGGAGGAGGAAGCCAUGGGUGAAGAGGGGGAGCUGGCCGCGGAGAAGCACGUCCGCUACAUCGUCACCGCGGAGAAGGUAAGCAACCACCCACCCAACGCAUACCCCCUCUCGGAUGCGAACCGUCUCCGGCGACAACUCAACCGUCCUCCUCGCCGUUUGCCGCAGAAGAAGGACUCGUUCGAGUGGCUGGUGAUGGAGCACCUCCGGGCCAGCGGGGCCUACUGGGGCCUCACCACGCUCGACCUCCUCCACAAGCUUCACGCCGUGGACGCCGCCGAGGUCGUCGACUGGAUCAUGUCGUGCUACCACCCGGAAUCUGGUGGGUUCGGGGGGAACGUGGGGCACGACCCGCAUGUCCUCUACACGCUCAGCGCCGUGCAGGUCCUCUGCCUCUUCGAUCGGCUCGAUGUUCUUGAUGCAGACAAAAUUGCUGAUUGUAUCCUUCUCCAGAUCUUCAAUAUUACUGGACUUCAGAAUGAGGAUGGAUCAUUUUCUGGUGAUAUUUGGGGUGAAGUUGAUACUAGGUUCUCUUAUAUUUCCAUAUGCACCUUGUCAUUACUGCAUCGUCUGCACAAAAUUAAUGUGGACAAGGCUGUAGAAUAUAUUGUUAGCUGUAAGAACUUGGACGGCGGGUUUGGAGCGAUGCCAGGAGGGGAGUCUCAUGCUGGGCAGAUAUUCUGUUGUGUUGGUGCUCUCGCAAUCACCGGCUCUUUGCAUCACAUUGAUAGAGAUCUCCUUGGAUGGUGGCUUUGUGAGCGCCAGUGUAGAGAUGGAGGGCUCAAUGGGCGUCCUGAGAAACUUGCUGAUGUGUGCUACUCAUGGUGGGUGUUAUCAAGCUUGAUAAUUAUUGAUAGAGUGCACUGGAUUGACAAGGAAAAACUUGCAAAGUUCAUAUUGAACUGUCAGGACAAGGAAAAUGGUGGAAUUUCAGAUAGACCAGAUAAUGCGGUCGAUAUCUACCACACGUACUUUGGAGUUGCAGGGCUCUCAUUGAUGGAGUAUCCUGGAGUGAAGCCUAUGGAUCCUGCCUACGCCCUCCCUUUAGAUGUUGUCAACAGGAUCUUCUUGACAAAACAACAAUAGUGUGCCUUAGCUAGGAAGAUCAUGUUGUAACGGCGUUGACGUCAGGUCAGCACGAGUGGAGAGCUUACCCCUCCUUCGGUAGCUCGCGCUGAUGUUUCUGAUCACUCCCAUGCAUGAGAUCAUGGCUUUGAACGCUCGAUGAUAUAGUGCAGACCUCAUAUUUACCAGGAAAUCCGGACACUUGUUAUGUAGAAGAGUGUAACGUCCAAGGACUGAGAAUCAAAUUCAAUCAAGAUUAUUCUUGUUGGAAUAGUAUAAUCUUUCAAAAUUA
Messenger RNA from Triticum aestivum (bread wheat), 1411 nucleotides. Its product is annotated as geranylgeranyl transferase type-2 subunit beta 1. The transcript is spliced from 9 exons. The coding region runs from base 70 to 1140 and encodes 356 amino acids. Lineage: Eukaryota; Viridiplantae; Streptophyta; Magnoliopsida; Poales; Poaceae. Gene Ontology annotation, molecular function: Rab geranylgeranyltransferase activity. The record is from RefSeq and is a predicted model, not a curated record. Gene Ontology annotation, biological process: protein geranylgeranylation. Gene Ontology annotation, cellular component: Rab-protein geranylgeranyltransferase complex.